CUCUAAUUGGCUAAGAAGCAAGCCCAACAAGGAAGUUACAAGCGGGAACGCGGAAACUUCACUAGCCUGCUGGAAGUAAAGACUGAUAUCAUUUGAACGUCAUGGCCAGCAGCAGAAGAGUGGUAGUGUUCCCGUCCUCUGCAGAGCUCGGCCCCGUGUUGGCCCAGCUGGUGUGCGAUCGGGCGCAGAAGGCCCUGAGCGCUGGUAGGAGCCAGUUCUCCCUGGGUCUGUCUGGGGGCAGUUUAGUGUCCAUGCUCAGCAAAGAGCUGCCUGCACAACCUGGUCUGGACUGCAGCAAGUGGGUGGUAGGCUUUUGCGACGAGAGACUCGUUCCUUUUGAUGACGGAGAAAGCACCUAUGGACUGUACAAAAACCAACUUUUCUCCAAAAUCAACAUUCCAGACGAGGGUAUUUUAGCAAUAAACCCCUCUUUACCUGUGGAGGAGUGUGCAGAAGAUUAUGCUCACAAAUUAAGUCAGGUCUUCCCCAAUGAGGACGUGCCGGUGUUUGACAUGUUGCUGUUGGGAAUGGGGCCGGAUGGACACACAUGCUCCCUGUUCCCCGGCCAUCCCUUACUACAGGAAACCCAGAAGGUAAUCGCCCCCAUCAGUGACUCCCCGAAGCCUCCCCCUUGCCGGGUCACCAUGACGCUUCCUGUGGUGAACGCGGCUCGCUCUGUGGUGUUCGUGUCCACAGGAGGGAGCAAAGCACCCGUGCUGAAGGAAGUUCUGGAGGGUGGUGAUGGCCCAGCCCUUCCAGCAGCACUCGUUGUCCCCACUCAGGGAGAGCUGCUCUGGCUCGUGGAUGAGCCAGCGGCAGCCUCCCUAACCCUGGGGGUGGAGAGACCUGGGCCUGGUGCCAAGCUGUGACAUCAAACAACGCGCCUGUGAAGCACUUACUGAAAACACUAAAAGUAUGCACCUCUGAACACUGGUAAUUGACUGAUAUUACAGUGUAGCCUACUAGGGAAAUGACAUGCAUUUGUGGCAGACUACUGUAAGUAGGAACUGACUCGAAGGAAGUUGAAACUGUAGAUCAGAAGGUUGUGGACCACAAAUAAGUGAAGAUUUGCAGAACUUUGUAAUACAGAGUGACAGAUCCAAUCUGGCCUGCACAGGAUGUCUGCUUAUCUAGUGAGUGUACAAUAAGUUGUCUGCAUGUACACAAAUGUAACAAAUAAACGAGUUAGUGAAUAUUGA
Molecule: messenger RNA, 1199 nt
Organism: Sardina pilchardus (European sardine)
Lineage: Eukaryota; Metazoa; Chordata; Actinopteri; Clupeiformes; Clupeidae
Gene: pgls
Product: 6-phosphogluconolactonase
Exons: 6
Coding region: 102-869 (255 amino acids)
Biological process (GO): carbohydrate metabolic process; pentose-phosphate shunt
Molecular function (GO): 6-phosphogluconolactonase activity
Source: RefSeq, a predicted model, not a curated record